CAACCCCGGCAGCGGCGGAAGGCAUGGUUCCCGUGUCCGCGGGCCUCCCUGGGGUCGCUGAGGGCCCCGCCAGCAUGUCCUGGGCCGGACUCCUCCGUGGCCUCCACACGUCCGUCCGUCGCGGCCUCUCCCUGGUCCCCCAGCUCUGGGCCAGCCGGGGCAUGGCCACGCUGAACCAGAUGCACCGCCUGGGGCCUCCCAAGCGGCCUCCUCCGCGCCCAGGCCCCACCGCGGGCCGGCCGCAGCUCAAGGGCGUGGUCCUGCGCACGUUCAUCCGCAAGCCCAAGAAGCCCAACUCGGCCAACCGCAAGUGCUGCCGCGUGCGGCUCAGCACGGGCCGCGAGGCCGUCUGCUUCAUCCCCGGCGAGGGCCACAACCUGCAGGAGCAUCACGUGGUCCUCGUGGAGGGCGGCCGCACCCAGGACCUGCCCGGGGUCAAGCUCAAAGUUGUGCGUGGCAAGUACGACUGUGGCCACGUGCAGAAGAAGAAGUGACCACGGGAGCCGGGCGCUGCUGCGGAACGGGACGUUUCCCACCGGGACACGGCUGCCCGCACUGGUGUGCUGAUUGGAGAAAGGACCUGCUCCGUCCACCCCCUCGCCCUAGUGUCGGCUUGAGGGGCCUGUGCUGCCCCCUGCAGGACUGGUGGAAUAAACACAGAAACCCUUGCA
Molecule: messenger RNA, 671 nt
Organism: Lepus europaeus (European hare)
Lineage: Eukaryota; Metazoa; Chordata; Mammalia; Lagomorpha; Leporidae
Gene: MRPS12
Product: mitochondrial ribosomal protein S12
Exons: 3
Coding region: 24-494 (156 amino acids)
Biological process (GO): translation
Cellular component (GO): small ribosomal subunit; ribosome
Molecular function (GO): structural constituent of ribosome
Source: RefSeq, a predicted model, not a curated record